GAGUUAAUCGGUGUCACUCCACUUUCUGCUGAUAGGGGGCGGUGUGGGUCACCAUACCUGUACAGUAACAUGGCGGUCUGAUGUAGGCGGAAUGUGAGUUUCAGCAACCUGAAUCAGUGGAAACAGCGCGGGUGAUGUUUAUAUUUUACCAUUCGAGAAAGAAUAACGGCUGGAUUUAUAUGUCGGUUAUAUCUUCACGGCUCCGGUGAUCUCCCACAGUGUCCUUCCCGGUAGCAGAGUUUGGGACUCGAUCCUGAGUGGCCAGACUCUACCUUACCGGGUUUGGUGCGAGGCGUUUCAGCCUUCGCCACCGAGGAGGAAGCCUCGAUUUUAUGCAGGUUUCAGUUUGCAGCAGCAAGGCCAGAGUGAGAAGGAACUUGCCCCACACAUGAGGCAUCUGACAAGACAACCACUGCACGAGAAACCCAGGGCCUAUGGAUCCCAUUGACUCUGGACAAGGGCAAGAGAAGCCGUCAGAGCAGCAUUGCGAUUUAACACCCAGCUCCAGAGGACGACAACGGAAGAAAAAUUCAAAAUACUUUGAUUAUGAAACUGAUGACACGUUGAAUGUGCAAAGUGUCCAGCAAAGACCUCCUAGAAAGAGCUCAGGAGGAGGGGGAGCAGCGUCUAAAAAGACUCCAGCAAAGAGCGGAAAAGCUGAGAAUGCCACACAACAGACUGCAGAUGGGGAAAAGGAAGCAACUGACAAAACACCUCAAGAGUCUGAUGGAAAAAUCUCAGAGGAAACUCCUAAAAGGGCAGUGAGAGCCAAGAAGACCCCGACUAAAAAGACUCCCGUCAAAAAAACUCCUGCUAGAAAAACUCCCACCACUGAUGUGGGACUCCCAACCGGGGAGGGUGGAGUUCUAGAUACUGUGCAGCAGGAAAAUGGGACACCAAAGCCAAAGAGAAAGUAUGUGAGGAAGCAGCCUGCACAGGAAGUGGAACCAGUUACAGAACCACCAUGUAAGGAGAAAGGGGAAGGGGAACCUCCGAUUGAACCCGAGGAGGAGAUCCAACCAGGUGGCCGCCGCAGGAGAGGUGCUGCUAAAGCGGCAUUGAAGUACCUCCACAUUUUGGCAAAAGAAGUGCUUGGUCAUCCCAAUGAUGAGUCAGGUGCCAACAGUGAUAUCACCCGCACAGAACCAGAUCCAGUCACAGGGCGGAAAAGUCUCAAAGGAAGCAAAGGGCGUAAAGGCCAAAAGAGGAAACGUCUUGACUAUGACAGUGAUCCUGCUGAAGAUGAGGACUUCAUUCCAGAUGUUGAAGAUGAGGAGGUUGAGGAGAUGGAAGAUGAAGAAGAAGAAGCAGAGGACUCAGACUCGGACUCAGACUUGGGGACUGGUGGAACUUUUCACGUCAACAGGGCCUAUACAGGCCCGAAUGUCAAAACCCCCAACAGGCUCAACACCAACAUCAUGAGAACUGUUUGGGAAUCCACUGAGACGACCAAGAAAUUCCGGGAGGAGCACUUCAGCAGCUGGGUGUUCCCAGAGUGGGUCCCCUCCACCAGUGACUGGCAUCCUGUACCACAAAGUGAUUUGGAGAAAUACUUGCCUCAGGAGCUUCAGUCGGCUGCUUUCAAAGUGUCCAGAGAAGGCCUCAGUAAGGAGGAGACGCCUCAGCAAAGACUCAGCAGGUUCGCAGCAACGCCUGCUCACCCAGAUCGCUGGGACAUGUUGCUGUACGCAGGUGGACCGGUCUGGCCCAUGGAGUGGUGUCCUACACCUGAUGGUGCGCCAGCAUCCCAGUACAUAGCUCUGGCCUCCCAUCGAGGGAUGGACGACCGGCACUUUGUCAACAAGACAUACACCGGGCCUGGACUCGUUCAGCUGUGGGACGUGGGCAAACUGGAGUACAACAGCAGACCAGACUCCCAGCCAGCCUUAGCCUAUGGCUUGGCCCAGGACAAAGGCUUCAUCUGGCAAUUAAAGUGGUGUCCUGCAGGAGGCUGGGAGCCACCCAGCUGUGACAGAAAGGCUCCUUUCCUGCCCAGACUGGGUCUUCUGGCAGUUGCCUCCUCCUCUAGUGUGGUCACCAUUUACAGCCUGCCUCACCCUGAUGCUCUGCACUCCAACAAGAAACUAGCUAACUCGGGAAAAGCCACCCAACAGUUGCCAAUAUACCAGGCAGAAGGAGUGUUAACACUGAAGCUGGGCUCCUUCAAAGCCCCUCGCCAUGAAAGGAGUGGACAAGUCCUGUCUAUGGAUUGGCUGCCUGAAAAACCACACAAUAUAAUGGCUAUUGGAUUCUAUGAUGGUGUAGUCGGUCUAUGGGAUCUGUCCACGAAGUCUGCGCUGUUGCGUGUGCGACUGCCAGACGCGUCACUCAGCCUGCUGCCCUAUCGAUGCUUCCUGGCUCACAACCAUGCUGUCCGGGCCCUGGCCUUCUGUCCUGCCUCCAGAUACCUGUUGGUGACAGCAGGAGAAGACCGCUAUGUGAAGACAUGGGAUCUGAGGAGGCUCUAUGAUCCCAUCACUGUUCUGAAACGCAAUCUGACCAAUGAAAUCUAUUGGCCAUUGAAUGCACCUGGCCUCCUGUUGGCCCAGGAGAACGCCUAUGCAGCGAAUGGUUCACAUGGAGUCCAUUACUUUGACCAUAACAUGCGCGCCUACUUCACAAUUCCUAGGACAGGCACACUGUGGUCCAUAUCUUACACUGAUUGGUUGAACAGUGUGGUGACAUCAGACAGCCUUGGUGAGGUGAUCCUUGCCCUGUUACCUCAGAUAUGUUACAGUCCUCAAUACGUCAAACGCACAUUAGAGAGACGUUUUCCCAUCUAUUUAACAUCUCUGGUGCCUCAUGAUGCAACUAAAGAAGAAAAUCAAGAGAUGGGAGGAGUGGAAGAGGAGGGAGAUGCUGUUGAAGAGCAGGAAGGAGGAGACACAGAAGGACCGGAUGCUGGAUCUGAAGGAGGAAAUGAGAAUGAUAAUGAAAACACAAGAGAUGGAGGAAGACGUAGAAAGGAUAAAACUCCCCCUCUGCAGUUCCAGACAUACAAAGAGGCUGUGAAGAAAUACUGCCUCCACCUUACAGACAACAAUAUGCUGACCUUUACAGGAAGCGAGAAACGAGCUGUGUGGAAACGCAUGAAAGACACAGAGUUGAAGACAAAGAUAAACAUGGAUGAGAUGCCAUUGGCUGCACUACACAAGGUGCGUUUCAACCCGAACAUGUGCUGCCAUACCUGGGUGGUGUCGGGAGGCCAGACAGGGCUGGUCAGACUACACUGUCUGAGGAGUAUGAUCAGCUCCCAGGCCAAGAAGAUGAUAAGUGAAAACCAGGCCCAGUUUAACGCACUGUACUCGCCAAAAGACCAGAAGGAGGCCGUCCAAACUGUGUCAGAUGAGCUAUAGCAAGAGUUUACUACAGAAUCAGAAGGUGGAUCACACUGUCACACUUUGUGUAUGACUGCAAAAAAACACAAACCUCCAAAAAGUAUUUUUAAGAAUGAUGAAAACUAUAUUAAUAUUUCAUUAGCACAUACAGUAUAUGCUAUACAUUUGCUGUUUGUCAGCUGGGUUUAAUUCUGUUUCAAGAGUCUAAAGGCCUGCAAUGAUAUGAAACAAAUAAUCAACCAAUUCAACUUUAAACUUAAAUACAAAAAACUAAAUGAUUUGCAGGUUGUGUGGCAUUUCUUCAACAGCAGCUCAAUGGUACUCUUUCAUGAACUCUGAACCUGUUCCUCUAGUUGGAAUUCUGCCUGAAAGUGUUCCAGGUUAAUGGAGAACCGUAGGUAAGAGUUUCCUCCUAUAACCUCACCAUCUCCAAACUCUAAAAUUUGUGUUUGCACAGACUGAACACUGAACUGAACACCACUUUACUUCCCACCAGAUCGCUCAUAGACAUAAUUUUUCCAUCUUUUUCCACUGUUCACCAAAUUUUUAUCAAGUGUCAAUGGUGACAAUUUAUUUUUAUCCAACAUUUGAGCAGCAGUUUGGCAGUUAAGUGCCUUGCUUAAAGCGUACCACAUUAGCAGGAUCCACCUAAUAGUUAUUGAUUUUAAGUAGGUCAAGUAGGGUUUUUUGGUUGCUCCAGUAUCUCCUAUUUGGCAUACAAAUUGCAAAUGGAAAACAUGGCAGUCAAUCCAUUGUUGACAGCACUCCAAGGUAAUAGAAAUGUAAAUUAUUAGCUGCAUUCACUGUCAACUGCUCUCAGGAAAAGUAAUUAAUACCUGCUGCUUUUUUAAUUGAUGAUAAUAACAACAACUGAAAAUCUUAAUUUUGCUGACUUCCAGUGAUUUAAGGUUGUCUACAGUGAUGUGGAAGUGUACUUCAGUGUGUGUCAGUACACCGUGACAUCACUGUUGGGUGUGGUUACAGGUGUAAAGGACUUGAACCUUGGUUUGUUAUUCUAAAAAAAAGUGAAUACAUUCAAAAUAACAAAAACAUGCAAACUGUUUCUUUUCAGUUCUGUCAUAAUGCAAAGCAGGCAUUACUCAUUAUUAUUCUUCUAUAUGUCACUAGUUGGUGUGAAAAUUCUAACAAAAGUGUUUCUGGUCACAAAAUGGAAGAUAUGAAGGACUCAGUUGCAAAAUGUGAGAAACUGGGUAAACCUUAAGGCUUUCUUGUACAUUAUUUUGGCAAACUUUUACUUUUGUCAUCAGCAACACAUUCCACUGCAGUUUAUGUGAAUUUCUGUCUUCAGAUUUGUUGGCCUUAAUAGCAAGAGCGUGCAGCAACAGUAGCAGUAUCACUCUUUCACUCGUGGUCACACAACGAUCAUUAUAGCGUGUGCUAGUGUUGGUCUCUUGAUAACAUGCUAUUUAAUUUUUUUUUUCUUUUUUUUUUUUUUUUUUUACAAUACCAUAAAGAUGGUUUAUGGUUGAUUAUUUUUUUAUAGCACCCCCAUAAUCUCCUCCCACCUCACUGUUGAUGUUUUAAAACUGUGAACUGUGCUGAGUUUCAAAACAUCUACAGCAAGCUGAGGAAAUUGGAUCGUCUGUUUAAGCUCAUUUUUGCUGCUGUAUUUUUGUAAUUGAUAAUUGUUUUGUUUUACCACGUCAAGAACAACUCAGGCUAUAACUGAGAGGAAAUACUUGAAUUUUUUUAUUGUAACUCUGCCGGAUGUAAUGUUAAUAAAUGACAAAUUUUAGGUCUUUUUUUUUUCAUUGUUCCUUUCUUUACCUGUUGAACCUACUCAUUCUUUUUUUUUUGUUAUAACAGCUGCAGUAUUGUGACAUGACCUCAUUUAUUUUUCAGUGUCUACAAAAUAAAUUAGAAAAUGUUAUUAUUUACAGAAGCAGCUGUCUCCUUUUUAGAGGUUGUCUAACACAUGUUUUCCUCUAAGUUAAAUUAGGGGUUUGAAAAUGUGCGUAUCAGUUUUGUUUUUCCAGUUAUUUACAAAUCUCAUUGACAGUUUCAGAAUGAUGUUUAGUAAACACCAUGAUAAUGUUUUCAGUGAUGAAAAAUAGUUCAUUACUGACAAUAUUAUCCUUAACUUGUAAAUCAUAAAAAUGAUCAUAAAAGCAUCAAAAUGUACAGUG
Messenger RNA from Siniperca chuatsi (mandarin fish), 5485 nucleotides. It is a transcript of the gene gtf3c2, whose product is annotated as general transcription factor IIIC, polypeptide 2, beta. The transcript is spliced from 20 exons. The record is from RefSeq and is a predicted model, not a curated record. Gene Ontology annotation, biological process: transcription by RNA polymerase III. The coding region runs from base 435 to 3356 and encodes 973 amino acids. Gene Ontology annotation, molecular function: protein binding. Gene Ontology annotation, cellular component: transcription factor TFIIIC complex. NCBI's taxonomy places the organism in Eukaryota, Metazoa, Chordata, Actinopteri, Centrarchiformes, Sinipercidae.